Molecule: messenger RNA, 210 nt
Organism: Rodentolepis nana
Lineage: Eukaryota; Metazoa; Platyhelminthes; Cestoda; Cyclophyllidea; Hymenolepididae
Source: the annotation of a GenBank genome assembly
AUGCGUAAAGUCUGUGCCUAUGACGCUAAUGCGUACAACUAUCGCACAGGCAUUAUCGAUCGGUGCGUACGUUCGCGCUGGCUUGCCUGCGGUUGUAAGGCACGCACGUUCGCCUUUUACUCGCAACACACAUUCUCCAUGACCUGUGCUGGUUGGGUUAUGUUUAUUCGUGGUGCGUUGACGCAUAAUAACGCCAGAUCACUGCUAUAA